CGGAAAAACACUCGCAGUUGUCAAAAUGCAGUAUGCAUUGGUGUUGCUACUCUUGGUCACAAUAUUAGCCGGAUGCAGCUACAGCAUAGAGUAUGGUAAUUUACCGCCUCCAUGCGAUAGUCAAAUCUUCUGCUAUGGUGACAUCUUAGAAGCAAUACAACUUUCAGGAAUAUUUUCUGACUCCAAAACUUUCGUCGAUCUCAAACUGAAGAAAACUGUUCCAAUAACUCUGGAAGCUUUUAAAGAUAUCUCCAAAGACGGACUUGAUCGGGCUGAAAUCGAGGAAUUUGUUCAAACGCAUUUUGAAAAUGUGGAAGCCAUUGAACAGGUAGAACUGACAGACUUUAAACGCAAUCAAACCUUCCUCAAUGAAAUAUGCAAUGCCACUGUGCAAGCUUUCACUCGACAGUUAAUUGAAAUAUGGCCUGAAUUAUCGCGUAAAGUCAAAGACGAAGUUUACGACAAUCCCGAACAGUAUAGCUUCAUUCCCGUGCCUAACCAUUUUAUAAUACCCGGAGGUCGCUUCAGAGAAUAUUAUUACUGGGAUUCAUAUUGGGUUAUAGAAGGCUUGCUCAUAUCUGAAAUGUAUGAUACAGCCCGGCAAAUUAUAGAAAAUUUCCUUUACCUCGUCGAAACGAUUGGAUUUAUACCAAACGGAGGAAGGGUGUAUUAUUUGAAUAGAUCACAACCACCGUUAUUAGCUUCGAUGGUUUCACUUUACUACAAUUACACUAAAGAUGUAGCAUGGGUGGAAAAACACAUCGAUGUAGUUGCUAAAGAAUUGGCAUUUUGGCUUGCAAACAAAACUACUACAGUGCAAACAGAAAAUGGAAAUUACACCUUGGCGAGAUACUACGUCCCUUACAGUGGACCUCGACCAGAAUCUUAUGCAGAAGAUUUUGAAACUGCUUCUGUGUGGACUGAUCUGGAUCAACGACAAAAAACAUACGUUGAAUUGAAAAGUGGGGCUGAAUCAGGUUGGGACUUUUCCUCUCGUUGGAUAUUUGACGAAAGUGGUAAUGCAAAUGACAAUCUAUCUGGAAUAGAAGCUUCAAGAAUAAUUCCUGUGGACCUUAAUUCAUUCCUUUGUCAUGGUUUCCGUAAAGUUGCGGAGUUAUAUGAAAUAAUCGAUCAAAAUGUUGACAGUAACCUAUGGUAUGGUGUCUAUAAAUCCUGGGUGGAAGCAGUCGAUUCUGUCUUGUGGAAUUCUGAUGAAAACAUUUGGCUGGAUUUCGACAUUCAACUUAAACGCCAUAGACGUGCAGCAUAUCCCACUCACGUAACACCUCUUUGGGCUGGUUGUCAUUCUCCCGAAAAAGACAAAGCUGAACUAGUCCGACAUGCCUACAACUACUUAACCGAACGUGGUUUAUUAGCAUAUCUAGGUGGUUUACCGACUUCGUUAUUGAACACAACGCAACAAUGGGACUUUCCAAACGCUUGGCCACCAAUUCAGCAUUUGGUUGUAUAUUCGUUAGUAGGAAACGGUGUACAAGAAGCAGAAGAGGCUGCUCACAGUAUAGUUAAAAAAUGGAUUGAUUCUAACAUAUUGGGAUUCAUAGACAGUGGUGAGAUGUAUGAAAAAUACGAUGCUGAAGUUCCUGGACAAUACGGAGGGGGUGGGGAAUAUACAGUACAAUCAGGGUUCGGAUGGACAAAUGGAAUUGCAUUUAAAUUCAUUUACGACUAUUACAGAUGUGAGUAAUAAAAACAAAAAUGUAAAAAAUAUAUAACUAAGCAAAUACACACAAAUAAAUGUUUUUGGUGUGAGUGUAUUUAUUUCUAAUGCAUGCAAAGUGUGCUUUAUUAAUUGUUAUGAUUUUUUUAAAUUCAAAUAAAGAUUUAAGCGUAACCAA
Agrilus planipennis (emerald ash borer) is the source of this 1856-nucleotide messenger RNA. Its product is annotated as trehalase-like. The record is from RefSeq and is a predicted model, not a curated record. Gene Ontology annotation, molecular function: alpha,alpha-trehalase activity. Lineage: Eukaryota; Metazoa; Arthropoda; Insecta; Coleoptera; Buprestidae. The transcript has a single exon. Gene Ontology annotation, biological process: trehalose catabolic process. The coding region runs from base 26 to 1705 and encodes 559 amino acids.